AGCAGCACGCUCUGUCUGGACCUUAUGGAUUUGUGUGAUGGUGAGCCUGCUUGCCCAGGAGGAGAGGAUGAAGACCCUCGCUUCUGCCGUUCCUUCCCAUGCCCUAUGAACAGGCCUUUUAGGUUCCGUAGUGGCAAGUGCAUCCAGAAGCAAAGCCUCUGCGAUGGAACCUUCAAGACUGCGAGGAAAGGGGAAGACGAGGCCCUGCAGUACUGCACAAGAUCCACGAGGAGAUGCUGUGCGACGGGUCCUACAACUCCCUUUGAUGCUUCUGAUGAGCUUCUCUGCGGCAAGAAGAGCUGCCCGGCUAGUCGACCUUUCAAGUGCUUGAUGGCGUCUGUAUUUCAAUGGAUAAGGUUUGCAAUGGAGUUGUGGAUGGAUGCCAAGAUGGAGGGGAUGAGAAAAACUGCACAGCAAUACCCUGUCCUAUUGACCGCAGUUUUAAGUGCAAAAGCGGGCUGUGUAUUUGACAGCUGGCUGGUUUGCAACAGGAACAACGACUGCCCAGACGGAAGUGAUGAAGAGAACUGUGGCAACACAACUCCCUUGCCAUCCACCACAGCUCGCACAACCUCCACGACUGUUGGUGUUACGCAGCCUUCCUGCGCCAGUGACGAGUUCCUCUGUGACACUACUGGGGCUUGCAUAUCAAUGGACAAUGUGUGCGAUGGUCGCAGAAACUGUGCUGGUGGAGAGGAUGAGGAAGACUGUUCAGCGAAACCCUGCCCCCCGACCCGAGAAUUCCGCUGUAAUGACGGAACUUGUGUCGCUUCUGACACCUUGUAUGGCUUCCAGACUGCAAGAUGA
Molecule: messenger RNA, 807 nt
Organism: Penaeus monodon (black tiger shrimp)
Lineage: Eukaryota; Metazoa; Arthropoda; Malacostraca; Decapoda; Penaeidae
Product: very low-density lipoprotein receptor-like
Cellular component (GO): plasma membrane
Molecular function (GO): protein binding
Source: RefSeq, a predicted model, not a curated record